Messenger RNA from Daucus carota subsp. sativus, 1111 nucleotides. Its product is annotated as metalloendoproteinase 2-MMP. The record is from RefSeq and is a predicted model, not a curated record. The coding region runs from base 32 to 1000 and encodes 322 amino acids. Gene Ontology annotation, biological process: extracellular matrix organization; collagen catabolic process; proteolysis. The transcript has a single exon. Gene Ontology annotation, cellular component: extracellular matrix. Lineage: Eukaryota; Viridiplantae; Streptophyta; Magnoliopsida; Apiales; Apiaceae. Gene Ontology annotation, molecular function: zinc ion binding; metalloendopeptidase activity.
CUUUCUAUCUAAACGUCUACUUAUCUUAUCAAUGGCUAUUGCUGUAAUGUUUCAAUACUUGAUCUCAUGCAUAUUACUCUGUGCUUUAUUUUCUGAGGCACAUCCUUCACCUUUUGAAUUUCUUAAGAAUCUGCAAGGUUCUCAAAAGGGUGAUAAACCACAAGGCCUCCAUCAGCUCAAGAGUUAUCUCACUAAAUUUGGUUACAUUAACUCCGGUAUUCAUGAUAACAAACUCAAUGUUAAAAGCCUCGACUCUGACAGCAACAAUGUGGAUCAUUUUUUUGAUGAGACACUUGAGGCUGCCAUCAAAACCUACCAACUCAAUUAUCACCUCAAGCCCACCGGAAUCCUUGAUGCUAAAACGGUGUCAAGCAUGAUGUUGCCUCGAUGUGGCGUCUCCGACAUCACCAAUGGCCACAGCCGUAUGCGAGCAGCACGAAAGAGAGCGCCCCACCACCGCCACCACCACCAUCAUCAUCAUACAGUCUCUCAUUAUAAGUUCUUCAGUGGCUCCCCAAAAUGGCCAGCUUUCAAAACUGACCUUAGUUACAAAUUUGAAAAUAACACCCCCGCAGAUGCUGCCAACGCGAUAUCACGAGCUUUUGACAAGUGGGCUUCUGCUACACAAUUCACAUUUACUCGGAUUGAAAAUGACACAUCCCCAUCAUGUAAUUCUACAAGUGACAUUACAAUAGGUUUCCACAGCCGUGAUCAUGGUGAUGGUUUCCCUUUUGACGGGCCUUACGGAGUUUUGGGACAUGCCUCGCCACCGACCAGAGGAAGUCUUCAUCUCGAUGCAGAUGAGCCGUGGUCCAUCGGGCCAAUGGAGGGAUACAUAGACUUGGAGACAGUGGCACUGCAUGAAAUAGGGCACCUUCUAGGCCUGGAACAUAGCUCGGUGGAAAGUGCAAUUAUGUUCCCUUCGGUUGCAGAUAAUAUGACUAAAGAUCUGCAUGGAGAUGAUGUUCAAGGAAUCAGAGAAUUAUAUCAUACAUUUUGAAGCUUUGAUUAGAUAGUUUGCUGAGAUGCUCCGAGAUUAAUCAGGAGCUUGUUGUACAAUAUUCUUUCAAUUUUUGAAUAUCCAUAGAUAUUACUAUAUUAUGUCAUUUCA